This is a messenger RNA of Caenorhabditis auriculariae, 2740 nucleotides long. Lineage: Eukaryota; Metazoa; Nematoda; Chromadorea; Rhabditida; Rhabditidae. The record is from the annotation of a GenBank genome assembly.
AUGGCUAGUGAGUUUUCUUUUUCAAAUUCGUUUUUGUGGAUUUUUUUUGAUAAAAAGUUUUCAGGACACGGAAAGGGACAUGGAAACCAUGAGCACAAGGAACAAGAGAAGCAAAAUCACCAAAAUAAGGCGAAAAAUAGCCAUUCGAACGAAAAAGUCGCCAAAACGACUGAGAAGCCCAAAAAGUCGUCUUUUGUGAGAAGGAGUAGGUUUUUAAGAUGUGGUUUUGAAGAAAUUGAUUGGUUUGGAUAGUUUUGUUGUAUUGGAAAAACUGGCAUAGGUGUAUAAUUUCAUUUUUUUCUUUAACUUCUUUUUGCGAAGAUUUUUCGAAAAACUUUAUUGUUUUUUUGGAAAAAGAAAUAGUUAAUCUAGAAAUUUGGUCGAGCCUUCAGUGAAUCUUUAUCAUUACCGUUUUUCAAUAAUUGUUGAUCUAUUAACGUAAAAUAAUAAAAUUGGAUUUUUUUUUCUCACGUUCAAAAAUUAUUCCAUUUUUUUUUUCCAAACUCCAGCAACACAUUCUCGAACAGAAUGUAGAACUUAAAAAUUAUACUUGACCUAUAAAGCUACUUUAUGCUGACGUGUACGUGAAUAUUUAAAUAAUUUCGAAUCGAACCGUCUAAAUAGAGAAAUGGGUUCGUCUUCAGCGGUCGGCUUCGUCUUCCGGACGUUCUACUACUUGUCCCUGUUGCUUUUGGGCCUUUCCACCGUCUCGAUUGGUUAUAACUGUGUGGAGGGCGGCAAGCACAUUGCCAACAGCAAGGUUUUCGAUUUUAUUUUGAAAAUUUACUUCAAAAUUAUGCUAUUUUUAGCCCCUGUGCGCGGAUUUGACCAAAUUGUCGCAAUUCACGAAGCCAUCGGACAAGUUCGUCAACAACGUCCGCGAUGUCUAUGGAACCGUUCUGAAUACCUAUCGGUUUAGAUUGAUAAGACUCGAUUAAUCGAUAUUUUUCCUUCAUUUAUGAAAAAUCUAGUUUCUAAACGCUAAAGCGGAAAAUGAUAAACCGAUUUUUUGCACGAUUUUGCGCACUUCCCGUUUUACUCCCGUAAGCUCCCCGCGGACCUACUAAAUUUGUUUUCUUUGCAUUUUCCCCUCUAAAAACAACCGCGGAAAAACUUUACUAGUGUCUAAAGGACUGAAAAAGAAUCUUAUUGUGAAAUUAAUUUUUCCACACAGAGCUUGGCUGCAUGUUUUUUUGUAGGAGAUAUUUUUUUCGCUUGAAACGAAGUUAUCAAAAAAACAUUUUUAUUUCAUAUCUACCUUACCCAAAGUCUGAUAAUUUGUUUUUUUAAGAAAAUGUAAUCUAUAUUCUCUUUUUUUGAAUCUAUUUUUUUGAAUCAAUUCAAGCUGAAAAUAGCGUCUUAUAGUGGCAGUUUUAGUGAAAUUAUGUCGAUGUCAUUUUUUUCUUUUUUUCAGUUUUGAGCUUUUACUAGUUUUUAAAAAUUUUUUUAAUUUAAAAAAAUUAAAUUUUUUUGAAGCCUUAACUUUUUUUGAAAUUUUGGGAAUUCUGAAGUUGAAUAAUGAUAACUCGAGCAAAUAUUCCUUUUUUCCAGGCAACGAGCAGCUCACUCGACGAAAAAUGCUCGGGCGACGGUCAACGACUACUACAAGAAGUUCACGAAAAGCGAUAUCGGCGCCAAAGUUGAAAAGUACUUUUACAAAGUUCAUGCGUUUGUCGUCGAGCACACGCUGUUCAUUCAACGAUUCGUCCAGAAGCAGGUUCGUUUCGAAAUUGUUGGUAUAGUGUAUUCACGGCUAGCUUGAUGCGUCUACUGUCUGUGAAAAAACCACUAAACAGACACUAUCUUUUCUUUUAUCGUGUCAAGACCCUUUUUUCGAUGGCUCAAGCCAGCCGUGAAUCAGCUAUAUUGCCGCGUUCAGAGUGACUUCGCGAAAUUCAAUCAGAUCUUUGAAUCUCUGAAAUACUUGUUAUAUUUUCAAUAUCUGACGGUCAUUUUUAUUUUGCCAAAAUAAUUUUGAACGCGAAGUUACUGUAAAAAGUUGAAGAAUAAUAGUUUAGCUUGUUGUUUUUUUUAGAUCCAUUACUAGACAAAAUGUCAUUAUUUUAUAAGAAAUCAUGAUUUUUGCGCAAUAUUUUUUUCUUUUUCUUUUGAAUAAUUCGAUGGUGAUUUUUUUCAACCUAUGCAAGGUGUAGAGAAAACGUGACUGGGAAAAUUUUUUUUAAAUUGAACUUUGGAACGUAUGUAAAAAAAUUGUUUAAUUCCCGUACUUUUUUUGAGUUUUUUUCUUUCCAAUAUAUGUUUUUUUAUUUCACUUUUUAUAAUCAAAAGUUGGUUAUCUAUGUAAAUUGUUUGUAAAUUUUUUUCUCUUAACUCAACUAUUUAAAAAAAGUUAUGAAAGUUUGUUUGAAUGGGAAUAUUAAAUAUUUUUUUCUUUUAGUAUAUUUUGAUGCUAUCAAUUCUAGAAACUUUGAACCAACUUAUAUUAAAAUCGAAUAAAUAUAUUUUUUUUCAGUGGGCCGAGGUCAACGUUUGGUACAACAAGGCCGGCUACAAAUAUGUGGAAUCGCUCAAGGAAGGCCUCACUGUCGCUUUUUACGUCGUUUUGGAAAUCGUCAAGGACUUGUUGGCCUACGCUCAAAGUAUUUCGAAUAGUUUGAAUUCAAUAAUUAAACUCGUGAAUUUUCCAGAAACCCUUUCUCAUCUCGCCAUCGUACUCGAGAAGUUCUUCUUAACCUGGUCUGAGAAGGGAUUCAACGCCGCGUUGAAGACGAUCGUUUAA